Molecule: messenger RNA, 583 nt
Organism: Sphaerodactylus townsendi
Lineage: Eukaryota; Metazoa; Chordata; Lepidosauria; Squamata; Sphaerodactylidae
Product: protein FRG1-like
Exons: 5
Cellular component (GO): nucleolus; striated muscle dense body; catalytic step 2 spliceosome
Molecular function (GO): actin filament binding
Source: RefSeq, a predicted model, not a curated record
GGUUCAAGGGAGCAGUGGGAACCAGUCUUUCAAGAAGCAAGUGACUUCGAACAGCAGUUGAUUCUAGCAGAUGAUGCAUUGGGGAAAAUUGCUCUGUUAGCAGCUAAUAGCUGCUUUAUCAGAUGUAAUGAGGAAGGUGAUAUAGAAGCCAAAAGUAAAACUGCAGGUGAUGAGGAAAUUAUUAAGAUCAGAACAUGUGCGGAAAGAGAGGCCAAGCAAAAAGAUGACAUUCCUGAAGAAGACAAAGGAAAUGUGAAGCAGUGUGAAAUCAACUAUGUAAAGAAAUUCCAGAGUUUUCAAGACCGCAAACUCAAAGUAAGCCAGGAAGACAGUAAAGCCCUCAAAAAAGCUAGGAAAGAAGGCACUUUUCAUGAGACUUUGUUGGACAGGAGAGCAAAAUUGAAAGCUGAUCGAUAUUGCAAAUAACCUAAAGAGUGCCGAUUCCCUUUGCUUCCUUUAUUAGUGGCCUGUGUGUGCAUGUGAAUAUUCUGAGUAAAACAUUUUGGUGGAGUAUAAUUAAAACUUAAGAUUUUUUUCUUUCUGAAGUCAAGUGUUUUUUUUAAAUAAAAAAGUAAAAAUGCUA